This is a messenger RNA of Rhododendron vialii, 871 nucleotides long. RefSeq names its product glutathione S-transferase U18-like. Lineage: Eukaryota; Viridiplantae; Streptophyta; Magnoliopsida; Ericales; Ericaceae. The transcript is spliced from 2 exons. Gene Ontology annotation, molecular function: glutathione transferase activity. The coding region runs from base 50 to 724 and encodes 224 amino acids. Gene Ontology annotation, biological process: glutathione metabolic process. The record is from RefSeq and is a predicted model, not a curated record. Gene Ontology annotation, cellular component: cytoplasm.
CACAUUUCCUCUUUAACAAACAGCCCUCCGCUACUUCAAACGCAAAUCCAUGGUAUCGGGUGACGUAAAGGUUCUAGGCACAACGACGUGCCCAUACGCGAACCGGGUUGAAAUCGCCCUCAACUUGAAGUCCGUCGACUACGAGUUUCUCGAGGAGACAUUCCCGUCCAAAAGCGAGUUGCUACUGAAAUCGAACCCGGUUCAUAAGAAAAUCCCGGUUAUGAUCCACAGGGGAAAACCCAUUUGCGAGUCCCUUAUUAUUGUGCAGUAUAUCGACGGGGCGUGGACUGACGGCCCGAGUAUUCUCCCUUCAGAUCCACAUGACCGGGCCAUGGCCCAGUUCUGGGCUGCUUACGUUGAUGAUAAGUGGUGGCCUACACUAAACAGUCUCCGGAACGCAGAGGGAGAGGAGGCGAAAGUGGCAGCAAUAGAGCAAUUUAUGGAAGCGCUCAUGCCAUUGGAGGAUGCUUUGGCCAAAUGUGGCAAGGGAAAGGACUUCUUCGGUGGUGACACCAUCGGGUAUGUCGAUAUAGCCCUCGGGAGCUUCUUGGGGUGGCUGAGAGCGGUCGAGAAGAUGGCUGAUGUAAAGCUGCUAGACGAAACCAAAACACCGGGUCUAUUUGGAUGGGCCGAGAGGUUCGUUUCAAAUGCUAAUGCGAAAGAUGUCAUUCCGGAAGCAGAUAAGAUUGUGAAGUUUAUGGCUGCCCGAGCUAAAGCCCAGUAAAUUUCCAAUACGGUUUUGCUUUUCCAUUUUCACCAAGUCAAUAAAUUGGGCUGCUUUACAUUCCUCUGGAUUUUUUUUUUCUUUUCUGGUUUCAUUUUUCAAUUUUGGUUUGUUUUCCUUCUGGGUUUUGUAAUUCAAUAAAUUGUU